Molecule: messenger RNA, 2100 nt
Organism: Drosophila sulfurigaster albostrigata
Lineage: Eukaryota; Metazoa; Arthropoda; Insecta; Diptera; Drosophilidae
Product: glucose dehydrogenase [FAD, quinone]-like
Exons: 1
Coding region: 50-1930 (626 amino acids)
Molecular function (GO): oxidoreductase activity, acting on CH-OH group of donors; flavin adenine dinucleotide binding
Source: RefSeq, a predicted model, not a curated record
GCCAGGCUUUUCAGUUGAGCUACGUUGCCAGAGCUGUCUGGCUGACUCUAUGGGAAUGCCAAUAACAUGGCGAUUAGUAUUCCUCGCUGCGUUGACGCAUUGCUGCCUCAUCGACACGGCUGUGGCACAGAGUCUCAACGGUAAUGCGCUGGGCAAUAUAAUCGAGUUUCUGCGACGUGGUCAACACCAAAUGGAUCUGGAGUCGCUCGAUGAACGCAAUCAGCUGCUGCCCGAAUACGAUUUCAUUGUCGUCGGCGCCGGCACCGCUGGCUGUGCUUUGGCUGCCCGCCUGUCCGAGAAUCCCAACUGGAAGGUGCUGCUACUCGAGGCUGGCGGCAGCGAAAGCUACGUCAUGGAUAUCCCAAUAGCAGCACACUUCUUGCAGCUGGGCGAAAUGAAUUGGAAGUAUCGCACCGAGCCCUCGUCCAGCUAUUGCCUGGCCAUGAAGGACAAUCGCUGCAACUGGCCACGUGGCAAGGUCAUGGGUGGCAGCUCGGUGCUCAACUACAUGAUGUACACCCGAGGCAAUCGCCUCGACUACGAUCACUGGGCUGCGCUCGGCAAUCCCGGCUGGAGCUACGAGGAGCUGUUGCCGUACUUUCGCAAAUACGAAGGCUCUCUUGUCCCCGAUGCCGACACCGGACACUCACAUCCCGGUGUCCGGGGACCGGUGAAAAUCUCAUAUAACACAGAUCCGACACGCGUUGCCGAUGCGUUUGUCCGAGCAUCCGAGCAGGCGGGUUUGCCACGUGGCGACUACAACGGUGAGUCCCAGAUGCGUGUCUCCUAUCUGCAGGCGAAUAUCGCGAACGCUACACGCUGGAGCUCCAAUCGCGCCUAUCUCUAUCCCAUCAAAGGCAAACGCACCAAUCUGCACAUCAAAAAAAAAUCACUAGUCACCCGAGUGCUCAUCGAUCCACAGAGCAGGAACGCCUACGGCGUAAUGCUGCUGGCCGAUGGACGCAUGCAGAAGGUGCUGGCCAGAAAGGAAGUCAUCGUCUCGGCGGGCGCCAUCAAUACACCGCAAUUGCUGAUGUUGUCGGGCGUGGGACCUGCCAAGCAUCUGCGCAAAAUGGGCAUCAAACCUCUGGCAGAUCUGGCGGUGGGCUACAAUCUGCAGGAUCAUACGGCGCCAGCUGUGACAUUCACGACGAACACAACAACGCUGACGCUGAACGAUUUGCUCAACACCGAUGCCAUAGGCAAUUUCCUUCGGGGACGAGGUCCCAUCUUGAUACCUGGUGGCGUGGAAGCAAUCUCGUUUUAUGCCUUGGACGAGGCAGAGCGUCAGCGGGGAUGGCCCGACAUGGAGAUAUUUGCCUGUAGCAACAGUUGGCCAAUAAAUCCGGCGCUGCCCUUGGCCUUCGGCAUCAAGCCAAGCAUCUAUGAGACCAUGUUUGGGGAGCUGGAGCGCCGCAAUGGGAACUCAUUCUUGGUGUUCCCCAUGAUACUGCGUGCGAGGAGUCGCGGACGCAUCAAGCUGCAGAGUCGCAAUCCCCAACAGCAUCCCCUGAUCUAUCCCAAUUACUUUCACGAUCCCUACGAUCUCAAUAUCACAAUUCGCGGCCUCAAGCAGUGCAACCACCUCAGCGAGAUGCCCGCCUUUCGAGCCAUCAACGCCCGGUUGUUGGACAAACAGCCGCCAGCGUGUCGUCGACACAAGUGGCUCAGCGACGAGUUUUGGGAGUGUUAUGCCCGACACUUUACUCUAACCAUCUAUCAUUAUUCGGGCACUGCUAAAAUGGGACCACGCUCUGAUCCCAGUGCCGUGGUGGAUGCUCGACUGCGUGUCCAUGGCAUUGGCCAGCUGCGUGUGGUGGAUGCCAGCAUUAUGCCCUAUUUGAUUGCUGGCCAUCCCAAUGGACCGGUAUAUUUGAUAGCCGAGAAGGCGGCCGAUAUGAUCAAACAAGACCACAACUACAACAGCUGAGCGAACAGUGAAUAAAGUAACCACAAGAACGUGAACUUCAACUUCAAUUUCAAUUUCAAUACCCAAGAUUGAUAUCAAGUGAUCUUGUCUCAACUCUGUUGUUUUUAUAUUAUCCCCCCCCCCCCUUUUUGUUGUGGGUUGACAUAUUGUUGCUAAUAAAAAUGAAUUGG